Durusdinium trenchii is the source of this 2583-nucleotide messenger RNA. Lineage: Eukaryota; Dinophyceae; Suessiales; Symbiodiniaceae. The record is from the annotation of a GenBank genome assembly.
GGAUGCUGUUUUGUGAAAAAGUCAGCGUGGGAGAUUCGACAUCAGCGGUAUGCAUUCUGCCAUGGAUGUGCCUUACUCUUUGCAAACCCGUUGCUCAAGCAUUUUCGUUUUUUCCACCUCGACAUUAGUUUUUCAUUGAGGGUAGCUCGUCAUGUUUGCCGCCAGUGGCAGGCGGUCUGUGCCAGAGCAUGUUGUUGGUCAUGCACCCGGCCAUCAGAACUACUGCAGCUAUGUCGUCCCAGCCACUCAAGCUAUGUCCUCUAGAUCCAUCGGUGGUGGCCCAGCACCAGCUCAAGUCACCGUUAGACGGGCUGUAUCGCCGAAGUGGGUGACCGUCACACCAGAAGGUGCUACUUCUCUUGGAGGAGUUAAGGGUCCUCUCCUCUCAGUGCGGCAACCCUGCAGGUCAGCCGACAGCCGCGGGAGACCCUCUGUCUCCCGAAGCGCUUCAGCUGAGCUACCUUCGGGUUGCAAGACUCCAGUGAUCCCAGGCACGCCUGCCACUCAGACCAGGGAGGUGAAUUCGAAGCGUGCCCGUACGCCAGAUCCUGUGCAGGCAUUUCAGGAGGGACAGCAGGUUGUUGUUGCUGUCUCGCCUGUCGUUGCCAAGCGUACUAUAGGUGGCCAAAGCCCGCAGGCACCAACGAGGAUGAUCAAGAGUUCCGGUAGUUGUCCCGGCAUUUUGCCUGCUGUUGCAGAAGACGAACCCUACAAGGUGCGCCAUGGGGAUGUAGACCUGAAUCGCUUGCAGUGGCUUGAAAACGAACUGGAGAUGUUCAAAGGCAAGAUGUUGGAGAUGAGGAGUGCCGCAGACACAUUGAGCAAAGAGGUUCGUGUUUCGUGCCGAAGCCCUGCUCCCAGAGGUGGCGACUCUCUCAGCACCACUGACACCUCAACACCUGAAGAGAAGGUCCUUGAAUCUAUAAAGCACGUCCUGCGAGAGGAGGAGUGUGACAGGUCUCAGAAGGGACAGAAAGAACUGAUGGAGGAAGUUCGCCAACUUCGUCAAGCGUUGAGGUUGGAAAGUGAGGCUCGCACGCAGCUGAGUUCGAAAAUGGAGGUAGUGCUUACGGAGAAAAGAGCCAACGAGUCGAUCCGGUCACAGUUGGCUUCAGUUGAGAAGGAACAACCAGAUGUGAGAGGUGAAGGCAUGGCAGCGAAGCAGGCCCAAAAAGCAGUGAAGGAAUUUGUGCAGCUGCGAGAGCGUUUCCACCAAGAGAUGACAGAGCAAAAGGCAGAGAUUGGCAACGCCAUUGGAGAUUUGUCCAGGUUGAUUGAUCGGGCCCGCUGCUGUGGACUGAGUGGAGAAAUGGAACCUUCCAGUGAGUUGAAGGAGUCAGAGAGGCAGUCCAUUGCUGCCCGCUGCAGCCAACUUGAAGUGGCCCUUAAGGAGGAGGUCGCUUCUCGAAAGAAGGACACCGAGAAGCUGCACAAGCUUCUGGAGGAGCACCAGCAGUGCCAAAUGGAAGCCUUUCAACGCUUUGAGCGUGGCUUUACGUCCCAGCUGCAAGCUGCGAUAUCAGAGGCGAGAGAGGCAAAACUGAAGUGUGCGGAAGAAGCGCAGCUUUGGCAACGGCACCUUGCAGAGGAGACGAAGGACAGAGAGGAUACGGCAAUGAAGAUCCUUGAGUUGCUCAAGAAAGCUGUAGAAGACCGAAUGGCCAGUGACCUGAAGCACUGGAAGCAGCUGUUCGCCGAUCAGCAAGCGAAGAUCGAAGAAGCGGCUCAUGGCCAUGAUCUGGGACUCGCCAAAUUUGUCGAGAAGUACACCAAGGAUUUGUCUGAGUUGCGUGAGGAGAUUAAAGAGGUCUGCUGGAAUCUGUCGCAGCCUGCUGAAGGUAUGACAUCCGUGGAGAUUGAGGAGCUCCGCACCCUAAUGGCAACAGAACGGGUGGCGCGUGAGCAAGAUGUUGAUCGCUGCAUGGGCAGCAUCCAAGACUUGUUCGAGGAGCAGAAAAGACGUGGUCAUGAAAUUCAAGCUUUGGAGCAACGUUUGAAGGAGAGUGAGGUUGCUCUCAAAUCAUCUCCGACUUCCUCCACAGUCAGCAGCAGAGGUUCUGGUUUUGAACCAGCGACUGCCGGUCAUGAUCCUCCACAGACGCAUUCUGCAUCUUGAUACGAAGAUGACCUGUUCUAAGCAGGUCAGUGGCUUGAUUUGCGUCAAGUUCUCGUGGAAGCGAACAGGACAGCGGGUUCCUUCAAUUCGCCAAAGCAAUGUCACAACCAUUUGGUCAGCCAUCAUGUGGCAGAUUCUUUUAUUAUCUUAGAUUCAUUGGACUUACAGGUGAUCAGGUAGUUGAAAGAACCACACAGUAAGAACCAGUACCUGUUGCACGCCUGCCACAUGACGGGAGGCCAGAUUUUUCGAACGGCAGUCAUUCUUUAUGACUCGCCAUUGUCAGGUGCUCUGCCGACAAGCAGUUGCCAUUGACUUGUUUAUCAAUCUGCCUUCAUCGCAAACUUGUCAACUUUGUCCAGCCUGGGACAGUUUCACCUGGUUUUGGCAGCUCUUGACUGCCGGCUUGCCGGGCGGCCUGCCGAUUGUCUUGAAAGAAACACUGGACGUAUUCUCAUAGUUCUUCA